AUGGCAAUUCGACUGGAAGAUGGCACUAUUGAAAUUGUCGGCCGGAUUGACUUCCAAACCAAGAUCAACGGUCAGCGAGUAGAGCCUGGUGAGAUCUCGGCUCUUCUUCGUCAGCAAAGCUCGGUUCGUGCAGCAGUUGUAGUGGCUGCCACUGUUGAGCAAGAAAAGGCUCUCGUUGCUUGCAUUUCGCCGAGUGAUACAUCACUAUCCUGGCCUCGAGUUGUCUCCAGCCUCCGAACAGCGACAUUGGCUAGUCUCCCAUCCUAUAUGACGCCUGCAUACUGGAUGCCAUUCGACGACCUGCCGGUCAAUAGCAAUGGAAAGACGGAUGUGCUGCAACUUAGGAACCGAAUCCAAGCGAUGAAGCGUUCCGAUCUUAUUGGUGCCUCGAUGGAUACAGAGGAAGUUCAACGAGAACUCUCUAACAUGGAAAAAGUGCUCCAGCUGGCCUGGGCUAAGGUUCUUUCUCUUCCAUCUGAGGUUAUCACAAUCAAUCAGUCAUUCCUGGCGCUGGGAGGUGACUCACUCAAGGCCUUGCUUGUCAUUUCGGAAUUAUUGUCCCACAACUACCUCGCAGAGCUUGGUGAUAUGCUUCGCGCAGACUCCUUGGCUACAGCAGCGUCUUCCUUGACAUAUCAAGAAAAUGCAUCCGCAAACCAGGAUUCACCAACACCUUUCAGCUUGAUACCGGGCGAAACGGACGUGGAUCGGACAACAUUUGAGGACGCAUACCCUGCUACACCUUCCCAAGAAGGUAUCAUCUCAGCGCAUAACAGUGCAGGGGGAUAUGUGUAUCAUCGCGUGUUUGACAUCGAAGGGUACGACGUGUCUCGACUUCAGCAAGCGCUUCAGAUGGUGAUUAACAACAAUGCCAUCUAUCGAACUGGGUUCGUGGCGCACGGCACGGGGUUCUUGCAGAUGGUCCAUCGACAGUUUGAGCUACCUUGGGACAUUGUCAAUGAUACAGCUUCCAUCGAUUCCUAUGUAUCACAGGUUCGGAAGCAAGAGAUGGACAUCGCUCAACCUCUUGUUCGUGCAGCCAUCCUGAAUGGUCACAUCCUCGUGGUCAUCAUGCACCACGUGUUGUUUGAUUUCUGGUCAUCCAAAGUUCUCGUCCAAGAUGCUGCAGCCAUCUAUAAUAAUCAGACUGUGGCUUCUCGGUUGUCAUUCAACAUUUUCGUGCGGCACUAUCAGCAGCAAGUGGAUGAGAAGGCGGCCUCAGAUUUCUGGUCCGAUUACCUCCAGAAUACUUCUGCUACACGUUUGACCCUAUUAGAGGGACUGCUAAUGUUGUGA
Molecule: messenger RNA, 1296 nt
Organism: Penicillium roqueforti
Lineage: Eukaryota; Fungi; Ascomycota; Eurotiomycetes; Eurotiales; Aspergillaceae
Exons: 1
Coding region: 1-1296 (431 amino acids)
Biological process (GO): secondary metabolite biosynthetic process; amino acid activation for nonribosomal peptide biosynthetic process
Cellular component (GO): cytoplasm
Molecular function (GO): phosphopantetheine binding; catalytic activity
Source: RefSeq, a predicted model, not a curated record